AUGCAAAAUAGUCGAUGCUGUAUGUGUGGUAUUAUGAUGAUACCAAACGAGUCAAACACUUGCAUUAACUGCUUGAAAUCUUCAAUAGAUGUAACUGAGGGUAUAACCAAAUCAGUCAAUCUUAGUCAUUGCAGAGAAUGUAAUAGGUACUUGAGACCUCCCUGGUAGAACUGUGAACUAGAGUCUCCUGAGCUAUUAUCACUUUGCUUGAAGAAUAUAAAGGGUUUGAAGAGAGUUAAAUUGAUUGAUGCAGGAUUUUUGUAUACUGAGCCACAUUCAAGAAGACUGAAAGUUAAGCUUACAGUUUAGAAAGAAGUUUUAAACGGUACGCUACUUCAGUAAAGCUUCAUUGUUGAGUUCAUUGUAAAUAAUCUCUAAUGUGAUGACUGUAAGAAAACUUACACCCCACAUACCUGGGUCGCUCAAGCUUAGAUUAGACAAAGAGUUGAUCAUAAGAGAACCUUCCUCUUUUUAGAGUAGUUAAUUAUCAAGCAUAACGCUUCUGAUAAGUGUCUAGGUAUUAAAGAGAUGCAUGAUGGACUUGACUUCCAAUUUAAAAACAGAUCUCAUGCUAAUAGAUUAGUUGACUUUAUUUAAGGUUAAGUACCAGCUAAGGUAAAGACAGCAAAGUAAUUGAUUUCUCAUGAUCUUAGAAACAAUGAAUACAGUUACAAGUAUACUUUCUCAGUUGAUAUCGCCCCUAUAUGUAGAGAUGACCUAGUCAUCCUUCCAAAACCUUUAUCUCAAUAGUUAGGUGGUAUUGGACCAUUAGUUUUAGUUUAUAAAAUAUCCACUUUCGUUCAUAUCGUAGAUGUCUUUACAAUGCAAACUUAUGAAAUUGAUUAAGCAACUUACUGGAAAUACAACUUCGGUGCACUAUGCGGUAGAGAUAGAUUGACUGAAUUCAUUGUACUAAAUAUUGAGAACACAGAUUAUGAUGUCAAUGUAAGCAGAGCAGCAGCCAAAUAAAAAUUCAGAAUGGUGCAGGUAGAAAUUGCCAGAAAAGACGAUUUCGGUACCAAUGAUAAAACAUUCAUCGUAAACACUCACUUAGGUGAAACUCUUAAUUACAAUGACACUGUCCUAGGUUUUGAUCUAGAUAUGAUUAACUUGAAUGAACUUGAAGAGCUUGAAUUAACGAAAGUUAUUCCACCAGUUGUGUUGGUAAAGAAAACUUUCCCAAGAUUUAGAAAGAGAUAGAAGCACAGAAUUUGGAAACUGAAGCAUUUAGAUAAAGAAGGUAUAGAUGACAAUAAUUACCACAAGAAGGAGAAAAAUCAAGGCAAAAAUAAGAAAGAUUAUGAUAUGUUCUUAUAAGAUAUUGAAGAAGAGCCUGAACUCAGACAAUAAAUUGACCUCUUCAGAAACGAUGAUAUCAUAAAGUAACUUGAAAGUAAAAUAGCUGGAUUAGAUCUUGACAAAGAAGAGGAAAAAGAAGUAGCUAAACCUAAGGGCAAAGAUGCUAAAAACGACAGAAAGGUAGUUAAAGCCGCUAGAAAGACAGCUGAAGGCAAAAAGAAGCAAGAGUUGACAGAAGUAGAAAAGAAGAAAAAUAAGGCUUUGAUCAAGGCAACAUUGAAGGAAAAGAACUAAGAAGAAGGAAGUGAUUGGGAAAGUGUAGAGGAGGAUUAUCAACAUAUUUAGGUUGAUGAGCUAAAGAAUCUAGAGGAUUAACUAGCAGGUAUGAAGAUACAGGGCGAGGUAGAAAGCGAUGAUGACAAUGGUAACGAUGACAAAUUAAAGGAAACCAAAUGA
Messenger RNA from Stylonychia lemnae, 1755 nucleotides. The record is from the annotation of a GenBank genome assembly. Lineage: Eukaryota; Ciliophora; Spirotrichea; Sporadotrichida; Oxytrichidae.